AUGACAGAUUUGAUUCGAGAAGCUGAAGCUGUUGCAUAUGCACCAGAUCAUGGUUUGUAUGAGUUUUCGGAGAAGUUCAAAUAUACCAUUGCUACAUCAUACCUUCUAGCACCGACAUUGUCAAUUUCCAUGUACGAACGACGGAGCGAUGACGAGCAGAUGAGACCGUCUAAAUCCAAUGAUUCAUGUCCACACACAAACAUAUACCGCGUCCCUUUUCCAAAUGCACAGCAUCAUGUAUCUGGGUCGAUUCGUCCGGCCAUUCCUCUCAUUCACGCCACUGGAGCUGUUAUUCUGUUCUGCGCUUUAAUCGCAUUUCGUGUGCCAAUCGCCUAUGUGAUUCUAAUAAUGGUAGCACUGGAUGCACUCACAUUGAUGCCAGUAGUCUCAGAAUCAGCACUAUGGCGACCACGUACUCUUUCGUUUUACAUGUCCUCGCCGCCCACCAAACAUCCCUCGUUCUUGGCUGCCAACGUACCCAACCCUAUCUGGAUGGCCGAUGAGCGUGUUCGUUUGCAAGCGUGUAUUUUACUGCAAGUGCAAGAAUUCGUUGCUGCCGCUCAAGCGAUGGACCAUUCUAUUAAUGAUGCGUUGGCCGCUGUCCAAGAGGUUGAGCUUGUGUCUCGAGGUCACAAACUUACGUCUCCUUUGGCUCCCAUCUCCCGCAUUGAAACUGCCGCUUAUAUGGGCGACGAGGGAAUGCCCCAGAUGCGGCGAGCGACUUACCCUCAGCGCCUAGUAUCUUUGCGCAAAGAAAUGGUUGAUGCACUCGAAGAGUCAACCUAUUUUUGUGAUGCAGCACGUAGGCGCCUCGAGAAGCAUCAGGUCGUUGAUGACCAGCUGGCUCGAGGACUGACGACAGUGCGCCACAAACCGAAAAGGGGAGAAUUGACGCUAUCGACGUCACCGACGCCUCGCACGUUGUCACUCACAAGCACAGGCACACCAACGCACACGCCGUAUCGGAAGGCGCAGCUGCCAACGGCUACAUACUCGUCACAAACGGAGCCAAGUGACAUUCUGCACCACAGAUCUCUCAUUUCGCCGCUGCCUGGCCGCAGCGACGUUUCGGACGAAUCACCUGGCGGAUACUUCCAACAACGACCGUCUGGACAGGAUCGACUAACACUUCUCUCACUUCGAACCGGUUUUGAGGGUAUGCACAGCGCGCGACAGUCUCUUUUGUAUGCGCUGCUGUGUCUUGAUUGGGAUCGGAUGCAUGUACAUUCGACGUACGAAUCACUUUUGUCGUUUUGGAACACAGAAGUUCUUCAAGGGGUACUGAAUUCGUUGACGACACACUUUCGGCACACCGCACAACGCAUGAAUCGCCAGCUGGAGCAACACAUGAUUCAAGAUACGGCUCCCAUGCCAUCCACGUCAACUUUAUUGCAUCAUGUCGGCAUGGGAGACUGCAUGACAGAAAUGGCGCGUAUGCUUCGUACGAUUCAAUGCAAACUGCAUGUAUGUGGCGAAGAGCUGGAUCUUAAGACACCCAGCUUGCACGGCAUGCCAAAUCCAAGUCAAGAAACAACUCAUGAUGAGGACAAGGUGCGUACCGUUUUCGAGAGUAUGCGAGAGGAUUUAUUAGCGCUCUCAUCGGAGUGGGAGGCUGGUAGCCGUAUAUUGGAUCCCAAGCCGCCAGAAUUGUCUCCACCUGCAGUCGAAAUCCCUCACUUUCCGGAGACGAAAAGUACAAUGCUUCAUUUGGAUGAGGAUGCACAACCUAUCAAUAUGCUGAGCGACGAAAAAAGCGAGUUUCAGAGCGGGAAGCAUGAUUCAUACAUGUUGCAUUCCUUGCUAUUAGAUUCAACUUCUCCCUCACAUCUUCCUGCAGCUACAGGUCAGGAGGAAGUAUUUGAGGGUGCAUCACGCUCUUUUGGAACGCGGCGCGUUCCCCCUGUUUCGAUGCUGCCGCGUGCCGAACGUAUUCGACUCAUGAACGAAAAGCGCCGAAAGCGCGCAGACAGAGCGGACGAAUUUCAGCCCCACUUUAUGGUAAACGAGCUAAAAGGCGUGUUAAAACGUCGUACUGAUACCAUGCCAUACAGAAGAUCAACCACCCCACCCACGCCUACAUCCACCUCCUCGACGCCGACGUCAUCCUCUCGAGCUAUCAUAGCCCCAUGA
This is a messenger RNA of Malassezia globosa CBS 7966, 2130 nucleotides long. RefSeq lists its product as uncharacterized. The record is from RefSeq and is a predicted model, not a curated record. Bases 1 to 2130 code for a protein of 709 amino acids. NCBI's taxonomy places the organism in Eukaryota, Fungi, Basidiomycota, Malasseziomycetes, Malasseziales, Malasseziaceae. Gene Ontology annotation, molecular function: myosin binding. The transcript has a single exon.